Molecule: messenger RNA, 1632 nt
Organism: Priapulus caudatus
Lineage: Eukaryota; Metazoa; Priapulida; Priapulimorpha; Priapulimorphida; Priapulidae
Exons: 5
Coding region: 137-703 (188 amino acids)
Source: RefSeq, a predicted model, not a curated record
AGGCAGCGCUGCGCACGCAACCCAGCUGGUAUAAAAGCAAGUGGGUCGCCUUGUGCUGGAAUAGUUCUAACGUGAAAAUACGAGAGAAUACUUGAAUACGAGCAUUACAGCAUAAAGUGUUGCUAUAAACGAAAGUAUGAAGGUCGACCAGAAAACUGUCCACGAGUUUGGUGUGCUACCAAAGAACCAUAAGCUGCCGACAUUUUCCAGCCAGGAGAGUACUUCAUCUGACAUAUCCUGCCCGACACUCAACCCCAGCCGGACAGUCAGCAUUAUUGCACCCGUGCUGGAUGAGAUCAAGAGCGAAAAGGGUUCAUGUCCAUGCACUGUGUUAAUGGUUGGUUGUGGCCAAGCACUCGACAAGGUCAUUGAUGAAGCCAAUAAGAGAUUUAAAGGCACACAUCAGAUUGUCGCUGCUGCCACAGAUUAUGACUGCAUUUUGUCAGCAGACGAGUACGACUGUUUUGUGAUACAUUGGGAUCCCCAGGAGUUUGAACAAGAGCUGAUCAGCAUUACUGAGAACAUCUGCUGUGGCUCAUUGGAUGUCAUUGUGUUGCUCGAACCCUGUGUGCGAUCCCUGAAGCGGUGCCUGAACUGCCUUAAACAGGGCGGAACUGUCAUCACAGCACGGGAUGCCAAUGUAACGGCAAGUGUACGGGCACUUGCCAGCAAGAAGCAACAGAUCAUCAUGCAGGAGUUGUAAACCCAUGUGCAGCAGCAUCAGUGGAUGCUAGGGCUGUGUGUAUAUAAUAUAUGUAUAAUGACCAAAAGUGUCGUGACUUCUGCACAGAGUUGGUGUUACUUGUCUGUUAAAUUUUCAUUCUCCCUCAUCCUGAUCGUGCACUAAGCUCGCAGGUGCGGAUCUAGGACGGUUUGCACCGGUUUCCAGAAACCGGUCACAGUCCUCAAAAUUCACCAGAAUGCACCAAAUAUAGCCAAAUUUUUUAAAAAUUCCCGGGGGGGGGGGGUGUGCAUGCGAGUUGCAUAUUUGUGUGUGGAUUUCAUGUUCAAGCACAGCAGGAUAGUUCUGGCUGAAUUGACAUUAUUACAUCUACUUGAUGUAUUAUGUAAGCUUGCAAUGUAGCAAGGCUAUAACGAUCUGGUGUGGAGCAAGUUAUGAUUAUCAGGGCUCUGCUAGUGUUGAGUGAGCUUUUGAUAGAGCUGUGCUAUAAUGGUCUGCCAGUGUUUAGCUAAAAUACUAUUAAGCUAAUUGAAAUCAUAAAUCAUAGUUCCCAUUUUACCUCUAACAUCUCUGCUUCCAAAUGCACCUAAUUAUGUUUGCUGUGCCGUCGGGACGUAUUUUCUGGAUAGUUGUGGCUGAGGAACAGUUUAAUCUAUGUGUAGAUUGAAGACAGGAGGUUGGCACUGUCAUGCGCUAGCACUUUAAUUUACCUCGGUUAUUUUGCGAAAGUGCAAUUGCUCCUCUGUGAUCUAGCAAAAUGGUAAAAUGGUUAGCCGUUUAAUAGUAUGCUUUAUAGCAGCUGUCAUCCUUAUUUCUUCGUUGUGAAGUAAGCAGUCGUGCUUUUACUGUACUGUAAAUAGUGUAUAGAUAGAUACCGGUACCUAUACGUUUUGUAUCAUUCCAAAUAAAACUUAAUAAAAAUAUGUCUUGUGUUGUGUUGUCUGUAAACA